AUGUAUGAUGAAAAAUAUCAACUGAAUUUUCCAAAUUCAAAUUAUUUAUCAAAUUUAAAUAAUUUAAAUAAAACAAAUCAAACUAUACAAUUAAAUAGAUUACCAACUUUAGGAGAAAUUUUAGCAAAUAAAUCAAAAUCUCCUGUUGAUUUAUUUACAUUUUAUCAAUUUAUGCAAAAUGUUGAAAAUAAAGUUGAUUAUUUAGAUUUUUGGUUUGAUUUAAUAAAUCAUUUAAAUUUAUGUAAACAUUAUGUUAAAGGUUUAAGAGAUUCUAUAAUAAGACAAUCUUCUCAUUUUAAUAAUUCUUCAGACAUUCAUAAUCAACAAUUAAGUAAUCCAGCCGCUCAACAACAGUUUCAUCAACCACAUUCUCAACAACAGCGAAAUACUACUGGAUCAUCAUCAGAAUUUAAUCGACAAUCUUUUUUUCAAAGUCCUAAUGAAAUUAGAAAUUCAAACCCUGUAUCUGAAAAAUCUCAAAAACAUAAAUCUUUAAGUUCUUCAAUAUUAUUAGAUUUAAUUAUAAAUGACAAUAUAUUAGAGGAAAAUGAUUCUCAUAGAUUAUCUGCAUUUUUAAGAGGUGAUAUAAAUUUAGAUAAUAUUGAUCCAAAAUUAAAAAAUUUAAUUGAACAAUAUAAUUCUGAAUUAGAUGAAUCUAAUGUUAAAAGAACAAGUUCUCAAUCUCAAUUACAGUCAUCACAUAAUAUUUUAAAUAAAACUCCUCCUUUAUCAUCUGGUCAAUUUAAUUCUUCAAAAAAUAGUUUAGUAAGAUCAUCACCAAGUUUUUUACAUUCAACAAAUUAUAAACCUCCCAAAAAUUAUCAAAAUCAAAAUCAAAAUGAAAAAAGAGUUAGUUCAAAUUCUGGUUUAUUUUCUGAUUAUGAUGAUUCUGAUAUUGAUCAACAUCCUCAUUCAAAUGAUUCAUUAUAUGAAAAUCAGUUAGAUAUAGGUCAAGCUGAUAGAGCUAUAAGUGCUUCAAAUUAUGUACAAUUACAACAAAAUAGUAGUUCAAAUAUAUUACCACAAUCUCCCUUAGCAUCAUCAUCAAAACAAUUACAGCAACAACCACAACAACCACAACAAAGAAAUCGAGAAUCAACAAUCAAUCCAUCAUUAUUAGAAAAAUUAAUAAAAGAUUCACCAGCAUCAACAAAUAAUAAAUCAUUUAUAACAAGAGAAAAUUUAAAAGAGUCAUCACAUAAUUUAUUAUUAAAAUAUUUUGUUGAAGAUUCAGAAAAAAAUUUAAAUUUACCUUCCCAGCUAAAUUCAUAUAUUAUAAAAUCUAUAGAAAUUGAUGGUAGAGAUGAUCCUGAUAUUUUUAAUUAUGUUAAAAAUUAUAUUUUUAAUAAAUUAGAAAAUGAUCAUUUACCUAAAUUUCUUGAUUUUAUGGCAACAAGAAAUAUAAAUCAUUCAAAUUUUUUAAGAAUCUUGUUGGGAUUCUUUUUUUUAUUUAUUGGAUUUUGGAUUGGAUUUAUUUUUAUAUUUUUAAAUUAUAGAAAAGGGUUAAGACCAGUUGUUAUAGUACCAUUCUUAUUAAGUUUUUAUUUUAUAAUUUCUUCAAUUUAUUUAGUUGAUCCAAUUUUAGCUUGGUUUGGUAUACUGGAAACUUUUUCAAAAAAUAACAUUAGUGGUGGUAAAAGAAGUAAAGGAAAAUUAAUUUUAAAAAUUAAAGAACCUUUUAUUUAUAAAUUUAUUUUAAAAAGAAGUUUAUGGGUUUUAUUUUUAAUAUUAUUAUUUACUGCUAUUUUAACUAUUUUAUUUAGUUUAGUUCCUGGUCAUCGUUUAUAA
Molecule: messenger RNA, 1788 nt
Organism: Lodderomyces pseudojiufengensis
Lineage: Eukaryota; Fungi; Ascomycota; Pichiomycetes; Serinales; Debaryomycetaceae
Gene: RAX1
Product: Rax1p
Exons: 1
Coding region: 1-1788 (595 amino acids)
Biological process (GO): intracellular protein localization
Cellular component (GO): plasma membrane
Source: RefSeq, a predicted model, not a curated record